AUGGGGAGUCUGGCUCUCUCCUCGUCCUCCUGGUCAAGGCUUCUGCUUGGAGCCAUAGGGACCUUUGCAUCUGUGAGCAAGGGGCCCCGGCGGCUCGCAGAGGCAGAGCGCGGGGUCCGGGCCGCCGCCCGCGGGAAGGAGCGGAGGCCCCCGCGGCCCCGAGCUGGCUGUCAGCCCCGCGGCGGCGGAACAAUGGCUCGUGUGGCCGCGGGCCGCGCGGUCCCGGCGGCCGUCUCGGAGCGGGCGCACCUGGGUGAUGGGCACCUCCCGAGACUCCCCGGGACGGCGGGCCUGACAGGCGCGAGGCGGCCCCUUAAUAGACUGCGCGAGCGUUCUCCGGGAGAAGUCUGCGGCGGUCCCCGAGGAGAGAUCAUCAGGCAGAGUGGUCCCCGGAGCAGGAUUUAUUAG
Molecule: messenger RNA, 408 nt
Organism: Rangifer tarandus platyrhynchus (Svalbard reindeer)
Lineage: Eukaryota; Metazoa; Chordata; Mammalia; Artiodactyla; Cervidae
Source: the annotation of a GenBank genome assembly